Uranotaenia lowii is the source of this 906-nucleotide messenger RNA. RefSeq lists its product as uncharacterized. The record is from RefSeq and is a predicted model, not a curated record. The transcript has 2 exons. NCBI's taxonomy places the organism in Eukaryota, Metazoa, Arthropoda, Insecta, Diptera, Culicidae. Bases 1 to 906 code for a protein of 301 amino acids. Gene Ontology annotation, biological process: sensory perception of smell. Gene Ontology annotation, molecular function: odorant binding.
AUGGAAAACCAGCCCCCACAGCAUGUGGAGGGUGCCCUGGCCGAACCCUGUGGACUGUGUGAGGAAGAGGGUAAGGAAUCUUCGGCUGUUACUUUUCCGUUUUACUCGUACGUGAAGAGCUUUCGAACUGGGUUGCGAGAAUGUGCCAAGUAUUACGAAGUGUCAGACUGUGAUCUGAACCGGUACAUUCAGGAUUCGUUCCCGGAAACGGAUGUGGUGAAGAAGUUAGUCCGUUGUGCUUUGGUCAAUUUGGCUGCCUGGGACGAUGCUAGUGGAGUGCUCGAUAACGUUAUCCGGAACUACUUCCAUCCAGUGCCAGAAGAUACCUGCUACCACAAUCGGACUCAAGACUGUAUCUCGAAGGCUUUAGGCAGCUGCAACUCCCUGGAUCAAUUCAGCAAAGCUUACUUAAGCUUUCAGUGCUAUUUCAAUCAAUACGGAAAUCUGCUGACAGAUGAGGAUCGCUUCAUACCCUACGCGCCAUAUGAAGUCCAAGAGCUGGCCGUCAAUUCUCUGGUCAUCGCUGAUCUUUCUCAGUGCGUGCUCAAGCAACACGCUUUAGGAAAUAUUAUCGAUGAACCACAUUUCCCAAGCUUGCUUCUGGCACAUUACCUGCAUUCAGUUUACUACACCAGUAGGGAUGGAAUCCAGUUGGAAAUCCUUUACGAUCAGUACGGAAACAAGGAGUUGCUGACACCGGAAACGCAUCAAUGUGUCGAGGCUGCUCAAGCUGCUCCCGGAGGAAGUCAUCAUAGCGAUAAGCUGUACAGGAUAUUCUCUCGUUGUUUGCAGCACAUUGUGCCCACUUUGCAGGAACUUCAAGACGGAGCUGCUUCGCUGAUUGUUGACGAUCAGGACUGUGGCUGUGACGUUUGCACGCAGACGCCGUUCUAUAAUCGAGUGUGA